CACUGCUGCAUACAGACAUCGGACCACUCCACGAUUGUCGAGGAAAAUCCACGCGACCCUGCACGACCAGGUGAUCGCUUUAUACCCAACCGCUUCCUCGCUACAGAGGCUGAAUGACGGCAUCGCCGCGCUCUUUUGCUCGACCUCGCACUUCAAAUAGCUCUCGUACUGGGCGCCCGAAUGGCUCAAGAGCAAUCCAAGCAAAUCCGCCGCGCGGUCCAUGUGCUGAGAUUGCCGCCUCGACACUACCAUGGAGGAUUCGGCGCAACUCGCACCGAGGACCGAUGAUACAACCGCCCAAAUUCCCCCACCUGUUUGUGUGGAAGCUGGACUAUACAUGAGACAUGUACCCACUCGGUUUUCCCUCAGGAGUAGUGCGAUACGCUUGAGAGGCGCGCUUGCUUCACAAUACCUCAUGCAUCAUGCCGUACUCAAUCUUCCUAAUCGCUAUCCUUGGUCCACGCACUGCACAUAGAGCCCCCAUUCGGUGACGGUGGUGCUCUCGUUCUCGUCGAUUCCUCGAACCUGGCGGGACGUUUUCCUUCAUUCACGUGUUAGCAGCUCUGCAUGCACUACUCAAUUUUCUCCUUGCGAAAUUACAGGGACGAUGUUCUGACACACCAGCAUGGGUUCUUGAGGAGCGUGGCUCUACAUGUGACACUAGAUCAUGAGCAAUCGGCCUAUCUGUUCUUUGCAAACAGAGGAGGGUCACGG
Messenger RNA from Postia placenta MAD-698-R-SB12, 714 nucleotides. RefSeq lists its product as hypothetical. The record is from RefSeq and is a predicted model, not a curated record. The coding region runs from base 251 to 475 and encodes 74 amino acids. Lineage: Eukaryota; Fungi; Basidiomycota; Agaricomycetes; Polyporales; Adustoporiaceae. The transcript has 2 exons.